Thamnophis elegans (Western terrestrial garter snake) is the source of this 768-nucleotide messenger RNA. It is a transcript of the gene NDUFB9, whose product is annotated as NADH:ubiquinone oxidoreductase subunit B9. Lineage: Eukaryota; Metazoa; Chordata; Lepidosauria; Squamata; Natricidae. The record is from RefSeq and is a predicted model, not a curated record. The transcript is spliced from 5 exons. Gene Ontology annotation, biological process: mitochondrial electron transport, NADH to ubiquinone. Bases 233 to 643 code for a protein of 136 amino acids.
CCACCCCCACCCCGCCGUUCCUGGCUUGAAAGUCGACCGGGGCGCAGCCAAGAUGGCGGGCUACCUGUCACAUCGGCAGAAGGUGCUGCGGCUCUACAAGCGAGCCAUGCGGCACCUCGAGUCCUGGUGUAUCUACCGAACAACCUUUUGAGAUGUGUUGAGCUUGAGUAGCUGGUCCAAACUUUCCAAGCCAGCCUUGAAGAAGGAUAAGUAUAGAUACUACGCCUGCCUGAUGAGAGCAAGAUUUGAUGAGCACAAGGAUGAAAAAGACAUGGUUAAAGCAACCAAGCUGUUGAUGGCCGCCGAAGAAGAAUUUUGGGAAAGGCAACAUCCUCAGCCGUACAUCUUUCCCGACUCUCCAGGUGGCACAAGCUAUGAGAGAUACGAGUGCUAUAAGUCACCCGAAUGGAUCCUAGAAACGUGGCAUCCAUCUGAGAAAGCAAUGUACCCAGAUUACUUUGCUAAGAGAGAACAAUGGAAGAAACUGCGCCUGGAAAGUUGGGACAAGGAGGUCCAGCAGCUUCAGGAAGAAACCCCACCCGGUGGUCCUACUACUGAAGACUUACCUCCCGCUCGUAAAGAGGGACACCUGCCUCCUCUCUGGUGGCAGUACGUAACUAAGCCUCGCAGAUACCCGAUGUAAAAUGCUCCUUUCUGGAAGGUCUAUCUAAUCCCACGAAAUGUUUCUGUGAGUUUCCUGCAGCCGCUCUUCCUUGUAUUACUGUACUAGAAAACCCAAUAAAAGUCUGAUAUAAGCUGAACAGUGAA